This is a messenger RNA of Pectinophora gossypiella (pink bollworm), 396 nucleotides long. RefSeq lists its product as uncharacterized. The record is from RefSeq and is a predicted model, not a curated record. The coding region runs from base 77 to 361 and encodes 94 amino acids. The transcript has 3 exons. NCBI's taxonomy places the organism in Eukaryota, Metazoa, Arthropoda, Insecta, Lepidoptera, Gelechiidae.
UCAGUCUGUCAUUCAUUUAAAAGUUUCACAUACGUUUUUUUACCUAUUAUACUAAGUAUUAAUUAUUAUAUUAAAUAUGGACGCAUUUCAAAUAAUAACGCUAGCGUUUCUAAUUAUAAACUUGUCUUUUCUCAUAUCGUCAAUCGCACACACUUUGCUUUCAAAAGAUAAGGAGGAACCGAACCCUAGGGUGUCGAUAGCGCCAUCUGUGCUGUCCACACAGAGCUGCCGCAGCCAGCACAGUCUGCAGCCGCAGCUGCUGCCAGCCACCUUACGGAUGUCGUCAAACCGUCUAGUCCAAGGGCGUCCUACACUACUUUUUCCAAAACGCAGUCUUCACUCGAGAACCCGUCUUCCCUAACGGUUGCCGGUUCUUCAGAAUAUGUAACCAGCCAC